AUGAAAUUUUUGCUUUAUAUCGGUGCUCUCACCGCCACUCUCCCUCAUGUUUCGGGCUCAGGCUCGACUCAAACUGUGGUUCCUGCUUGCCCGCCUCAGCCAGCAACUCCACUGGAACAAGAAAAGAUUUUCAAUGCCUUUGUGAACGAAUUCAAUGUUCAAAAGAGUAUCCCAGAAGCAUUCAAUAACUACAUUUGGGUCGACUACAUUCAGCACAACCCGUCUGUUGGACAAGGUCGAGAUGCUGCUAUUGCUGCGCUUUCUGGGAGACCACGCGUCAACACCACCAUUGUACACCAGGCCUUUAUUAACAACACUGGCUUUGUACACCAUUGUGAAUCCUCCACGCUACUAAUUAAGAUCAUGGAUGCUUAUCGAAUGAAUGGAAGCUGCAUCGUGGAACACUGGGACGUUAUUGCCAACCUCACUCUUGGCGAGAUUGACCCUACUCCUUUGUAA
Messenger RNA from Trichoderma atroviride IMI 206040, 459 nucleotides. The record is from RefSeq and is a predicted model, not a curated record. NCBI's taxonomy places the organism in Eukaryota, Fungi, Ascomycota, Sordariomycetes, Hypocreales, Hypocreaceae.